Messenger RNA from Venturia canescens, 4172 nucleotides. It is a transcript of the gene row, whose product is annotated as relative of woc. Gene Ontology annotation, molecular function: DNA-binding transcription factor activity, RNA polymerase II-specific; RNA polymerase II cis-regulatory region sequence-specific DNA binding. Gene Ontology annotation, biological process: regulation of DNA-templated transcription. Lineage: Eukaryota; Metazoa; Arthropoda; Insecta; Hymenoptera; Ichneumonidae. The record is from RefSeq and is a predicted model, not a curated record. The transcript is spliced from 18 exons. Bases 484 to 3831 code for a protein of 1115 amino acids.
GCGGAAGUUAAUAAAAUUAAACCCGACGCAAAAUUCUCGAGUAAAUCUAACCUCGAAAAAAAAUCUCUCAAUCUCCGCCUGGGGUUUCCGCUGUGUUCUUUCGUGUGUCGUGUAUUUUUUUCUUCCCCCGGAUCCCCCGGAUUCGCAUCACUUAGCCGGGUCCAGUGGAAUCGAGUCAUUGAACUGAAACCGCUUGAUUGCAGUUCCGGAAAGGAGUGAGCAUGUUCGUUACCGGGUGAAAUAUGAAAUAACGCGAGAACGGAGGGAAUAUCAUCAUAGGUCAUAGAGGAGGAGGCGAUCAGUGAUUCGUGGCCCUAGACGCCUCGCGCUCUCUUCAGCUUUCUCGCUCAUCCGUUUGUGUAUACGCGUAUAUGUGCGCACUGUGAACAACAAUCCUCGUUUGUUUUGUACCGUUUUUACAACACCACGGUAACUACUCUCGGCAGUGUUGAUGUUAUCGAGGAUCAAAACCAGAGCACAAAGAUGUCAAAAGGAAGACUGAUUACACGCUCUGUCACGAGUACCCGGCCCGUCGACAUGACUCUCAAUCUUGACUGUAUUGAGGAUUCCCUCAGCGAAGCGCAACAAAUGACAAGAAUGAAAAUCAAGGAAAACUAUGACAAAGUUGUCGCCAAACUAGACGAAAUGGUGAAGGAACACGGCGCUCAGAAAGUUUGCCAAGCAGGACUAGUGAGCGGUUAUCAUUACACACUUCCUGGCACAAAGAAAACACUCAUGCCAAUGAGCCAUCAACAGGGGAUUCCCCUGAACGUCGUUAGCAACAAUCAACAGAAAAAUCAGGCGAUUAAAGUGAAUGUUAUGAACAAUGCACAAAACAGCUCAGGUCAGGGGAAUAUUCAACUUCUUAUGAACCCAAGAAUUUUAUUGGGAACAGUUGCUCCAUCCGGAACUCAAGGUGUGACAACAACAACGACCGCGUCCUCAAUUCCAACGGCACAAGUUUCUUCUGUGAUGAAUCAGCCCGACAAUGCAUCGAGGAAUCGAUCAGUGAAAAACGCUGGUGGUACCUCGACGCACGUGGUUGCGACUAACAAAGUCAGUUCGGCUCCGCAAAGUGGUGGGACUUUGAGAGUUAAAAAUGUAAAUAAGCCUCCGGUUCAGGUUCACAAUACAACCAUUUGGCCAUCGGAACAAACGAGCACCGGUGGCAUUGCUGUUGGUAGUAAAAACGCAGCCGCAGAUCAAAUAGAGGAAUCGAAGAAAAAUUUGCCAGACGGUCGGGAAGUAACGUUCAACAAAUUGAACGGUGGACGCACCUUUCCCUCGUUGGUGGUAGUUGCUCGCACUCAUUUACGUACUAAGGACAUAUCGAGCCAAGUCUCACAAAAGGAACGUUCUGAUUUAGAUUUACGUGUGAAAAGUGUGUUGAUGUACUCGGCAACAAAGUUCGCAGAGUGGUUGAUCCAGCGCGGUUUAGUGCGAUCAGAGCAAUAUUGUCCGAUGCACAGUACAGGAUCGCAGAAAAUGAAAUUAAAGCUGGGAAUGUACAGCGAUUCCUCGGGGACAUUUCCAUACUCGGGAGGUUACGUUUGGAUCUCGAGUUGUUGUCCAGAUCGUUUCGUUUCGGUUUUCAACGGUUCUCUUUUCCAAGGAUCUCCUCACGUACCGAGUGUUAUAUUGAAACUCAUCUAUCACUGGGCUUGUCAAACUAACGUCCAAAAUGUUAUUUCGUGGGUCAAAGUCUCCAAUGUUUAUGUGAAAAAUUUUUAUAGCAAUUUAAGAAGCGUUUGCACCGCUGCUGUUCACGAUAAAGCCACUAUGAUGGGCGGCAAAAAUUCGAUGAUUCAAGUCGGCGUUAUCAGCCUUGGCACCACCUCUCAAGAUGGCAAUUUACGACAGGUGAAAGUCGAAGUUUUAGGUGUUUUGAAUCCCGAAACAUCAGAAAUAAGGUUACGAGCGUGCGAGCCACUGUACGAUGGUGAUCGCUCGUUCAAGCGUCGCUUCAACAACAUUCUUUAUCCGUUAAAAGAGUGGGUUCACAAGGACUCUAAAAUAAUAACGGAUUACACGGUAGACAGAAGCACGCUGCAAGAAAUGGGCUUCACUCAAGUCGUCCAAUCGGCGUUCAGCGAUCAAAAUCCCCGUAACAUGAAGAGCAACUAUCACAUGAUGGAAUACCUGCGAAAAAUCGUUCCCCGCAUGUUCCAAAACACGCUCAGUUUGUUAAGCAGACAAAUGAUACAACAAUUUUUGGACGAACUCGUGUGGCGAGAAAUGUUCGGUGCCACCGCCACACGUGCUUUUGAUAAUAUUAUUCUUCACAUUGCUGAACAAACUAGAAUCGAUUCUCCUGACUGUUUGCUCGAUCGUUUGGCAAAAAUAUCGGCGAAUCCGUUCAAGGAUUGGUCGUAUUCCCCCCGAACGAGUACAGGAGCAAUAAUAACAACGUCAGUCGGUACACCGAUCCCCCAGGUUUUGAGCCAGCAAGGGCCCCGUGGAAUUCAAACGACGAUCGAGAACUCCAGACGGUCGGUCACGAGCCCCAUCGGAUCGCAAUUUAAACCUGGACCGAGACGCGGAAAAAAGAGACCCACGAAUUCAGCGCCCAGCCCCGAGCCGGAUAUCAAACGUUCCAACAAUAUUCCCGAAACCCUCAAAUUCGAGGGACAAAUUCACCUCGAGAAAUUUUAUUACGCGACUAUGGAAAGCGACAAAAGCUUGCUGAGCAAAGAAACCAAAACUUGCUGCGCCUUCAAGUGUUUCCUCUGCCCUGCGAUGAUGAGAUGCAACACCGAAGUAAUGGCCCACAUGAUAAGUCAUGUGCCAGCUCGGGUUCCCGACCAGCAGGAAUCUCCAGUUUGCCAAUACUGCUGCGCCGCCUUCUCCUCUAAACAUCAAAUGGUUACUCACGUUUCCGAAACGCACACGAAAUUCGGACAGAGCGACGGUGAUGCUAUGGUCGUUUGUGCAAUUUGCGAGCAAAAAUUCUUCGGAAACGACGGAGCUUUGUUGGUCAAUCAUUUGGGCACAAUGCACUGUCCUUCCGAAAUGCCUUAUCGUUGCGAAAGCUGCAACUACCGAACCUCCAGCCACAAGGAUGUGAUCGAUCACUUUUACAAAGUGCACGAAAAAGGCGAAGGUCUCCAGUGUCCAUACUGUCUGAAGGUCAUCCAAUUCAUAGUCGAUGGACGAGCAAACUCUUCGAACGUCCACGCGUAUCUGUUGCACAUGCAACGACACAUUGUCAGGAGGGAACAAGGCCGAGGAAACAAAUGCUCGAGAUGCUGUUUAUGGUUCAAUCAAAGAAGCUCUCUGAAGAAUCAUCUCGAAGAGCUCCAUCAAACUGUGACCGGACCAAGAGUAACGCCCUGCUCGAAAGUCAGCACAGGCAUCAUGAUAUCGAGACACAGACUCGUCAACACUAAACGCAACGAUAUCGAAAGCCCGCCGCCGGAAUUCCUCGAGGACGAGAAGUUCACCAAAUGGAACGACGGGCCCAUUUCUAUUACCGUUGCCAACGAAAAUCUCAGCUGUCAGGAAUGCGAAGAGGAUAUCAACGAACCCGAUCAUUAUCCGGGAGAGCAACGUUGUCAGCAGUGUCGUUACGUGACAUGUUGUUGGCGAGCAUUCAAGGAGCAUCAGCGUCAAAUUCACAACGAGCGUCCGAUGACGAGCCUGGUCGUUCCAUCGCCGUUGAUAAAUAUUCCGCUUGAGAAGAGAAUGAGUUGUUCCUGCGGCAAGUUUUCGACGGACGAUGGCAAUUCGUUGGCGAACCAUUUGAUCAAGUGCGAACGAGGAUCAGCCUAUCCGAGCGAGGAGCAGCAAUCGGGGAUGCUGGACAGUCUCGGGCUCGUGCCGAAGAGUACAUAACAGAAAGUACGUUAAAAUCCCGGGUUAAAGCGAGUUAAAACAAGGGUACGAAAGACUUUGAUAGGAAAAAAGGUGCAAAAAUUCAAUUCGGAUUCUUUCCUCGAUUCUGGAAAGGCUAAAAGCAACAAAGUGCUUGCGUGCAGCGGUAAAUUUGUCUCGACCGUACGGCAUAAAAAAAUCAUGGUUUAGAGAUGUUUGAACUCUCGAAAUCUUUCCUUCCGGGCCAGAGAGCAAGCGAGCGAGCGUCGGAAUUCCCGUGUGGAAAUGAUUCAAAAAAAUUUUUAUUUAGCAAUUACUUUCUUUAUAUAUUUACGAAAUAAUAAAUGUAGCAUACAAGAUUA